UGCCGGCGAAUUCUUAUAAGGUGGUCUGGGUGCUCACGCCCCACCCCUCUCUGGCACUCCCAGGGUUAAGAGGAUCUAGUGGUGACAGCGCAGCCCGAGCUUUGUGUUCGGAUAGCGGUAAUCGGGAGUCUCCCUGGCCCCGUGUGUAGGGACCACAGGGAUGGGGAUGCAGGAUCGGUCGGGCUCAGGGUGCUGUGUAUAGCGGCAUGUGGGAAUACAGAGGGACCAGUCUAUGGGCAGUUUACACAAAGGGCGCUAUGUGGAGGGGGCAUCGGAAUAAAGAGAAGGACCAAUAGGAGCAUCAUGUUCUCUUCCUACUGAAGCUGAGCUCUGGGUAACAACAGCCCGGGCAGUAUUAACCCCCUGUAUGUGUCCCAGGGUGUUCUGCUGGAAGGUGAUUCAAUGUAUCAACCACUAGAUCAGUAUUACAGAUCAGCUCAGGUCACGCACCUGCUUGUCACUGGCACCAUAUGAAGGAAUCAGGGCAGCGAUAUAUAAAGUGCUGUGUAUACGGGUAGUCAGGGAGGCCUGUGCUGGGUAUGUGUUAGCUUUGUGCCCCUGAAGGACAGGGUGUUGCUGGGAUGUCUGAGGGGGAAAUGCUGCAGAAUGGCAAGGGAGAGGAAGAAGGGGGGGCCCCAUUCUAUGUUAACCGAGGGGGGCUGCCAGUGGAUGAACCAACAUGGGAGCGGAUGUGGGCAUAUGUGGUGAAGACUCACCCUGAGGGAGAAGAGCUGGUCAGGAGAAUUCGUGAAGCAAAAGAGCUACCGCGGGUACCAGUGCCGUGCAUACCAUCCCUAAAUGCAGGAGUCUCUGUUCCGGAGCGCGUAGAAGCCAUCCAGAGAUAUAUCCGAGAGCUGCAAUACAAUCACACUGGGACACAGUUCUUUGAAAUCAAGAAAAGCAGACCUCUCACAGGACUGAUGGACCUGGCCAAAGAGAUGACCAAAGAAGCCCUCCCAAUCAAAUGUCUGGAGGCUGUAAUUCUGGCUAUAUACCUGACUAAUAGUAUCUCUGGCUUGGAGCGCUUUCCCAUCAGCUUUAAGACACAGUUUUCAGGGGGCUGUUUUCGGCACAUAGUACUGGGACUGUACUGGGGAGGCCAUUUUGGAGCUCUUGGAAUGAGUCGUCGAGAGGACUUGAUGUUCAAACCUUUGAUUUUCCGCACAUUAAGUGAGCUGCUUGCAGACUUCCAGGCAGCAUAUUCACGCUGCUGGCACACACUGCGCAAAAUAAAAUUAGGACCUUACAUCUCCCAUGACCCUCACAGUGUGGAGCAAAUAGACUGGAAACACUCUGUACUGGACUUGCAAGAACUUGGUGCAGAGGGGUUGAAACGGGAACUUGAAAGACAUAGCAGGGAGAUGCGUCUACGGAUUACAAAAGGGCCCCCAUCUCCAACAAAGGAGAGAAAAAGGGACAUUACAUCUUCACCGCAGCGAGCACAGUCCAGCCCACACCGCAGGGAACGUCCAGAGAGACAUCCUUCUGGAGAGAAGCCUUCAGACUCUACAGCUAUUCCUGAUCUCAGUGGCUACCAGAUCAGAGUAUAAGGAAAUCAAACCUCUUUGCUGGGUCAGACAAAAGGGCAAGCCCCAAACAGCAGGCUAAACCAGAGAAGGGCAGUAAUCUGUCCUCAGACUGUGCUUGACGAGUUACUGUGAACUAACCCAGAAAAGGACCGUCAAUGUCUCCCAUAGGCUGGACCAGAGAAGUAAAACCAUUGACCUAAGAUCCUUAUGAAGUAAUAAAUAAAUACCCCAUAAAAAAUCCCAAGACACCUCCUGUUUAUGUUGGAAUUAUGAUUAAUCCCAAUGCUUCAAUCCAGCUUAGAAAGUGAUGUAGACUGUUUAGAUUUUAUGUCCCACAUUUAUCAAACCGUGAAUAGAGCUGUGGGCUUGUAAAUCAAAUUGCAGUUGAAUAUCAUUUUAUACAUGAAGAGAUAUGCCCAUUGAAAAUAAAUUAUUGUUCAUGUGCCAAGGAUAACAAUUAACUUUCAUAAUCAUCAACAAAAGUUUAGUUGUGUUUUGGGGAUUGUUCUGCAACAAUAUUGCUGCACCCCCUCAAAAUGAUGCUCCAAAUAGCGAUUUAAAUUAGCCGCUACUGAGAUUGUGUACUAUAUAGGAACAUACAGAAGGCUCCCCUUUAUCUGUUUAAUGAGUUGGAGUAAUGUCAACCAGUAUAAGCAGAUCUGAACCACUGAGUGCUUUCUAUAUUACAACUGCCUAUUAAUAGAAAAAAGUAUGAGGAGAUAUUGAAGAGAUGUCACUAAUUAGACCGUACAAUUUGUAAAAUAAUAAUAGGCAAAAAAAAAGACCUUUUAUUGUUCUUUGUUAGACAGGGCUAGAAGCUUUAAAUGAAAUUGAGGUUUGGCUUAUGCCAAGGGUGUGGCCAGGCUGGACCGUAUAAUGUUCAUAUACUGACAGAUGUGAUAGUCUAUUUCUUAGAUGAAUACAUAGCUUAAUGGGUAUAUUUUCCUACAUGGAAUUUAUUGUAUUCACGGUUUGAUAAAUUUAUAUGUAGCUAUAUGUGGAUGGAAACUGUAAUGUGUUGGAAGGUAAAACAGUCCUGAAACAAUGUGGUCAGAAGGAAUAUUAGUCUUAGAACAGAAUGUCUAUGUGUAGUCCUCUAGACUCCAAAAUGCAUAGAAGCAAAUUAGAUAGGUUAGUGUAUUAAGGGAUUAUCAUAAGUGUGUGUCACUGAAAUGCUAUGUAAAUCAGCUCAGGAAGUUAGUAUUGGCCUGACUUGGGUUUUGGAUUAAGUACUGGGGUAACUGCAGCCAUUGAAAUCGUAGGUCCUAUAACACUGACAUGGAUUACAUAUUAUUUGGAUCCAUCUUGAAUUAGGGAAGGCUUUCAGAAGCUAAGAUGGGGUAUGUAUUAACCCUUUCCUGCUGAGUCUUUUUUUAGGCUGCCUUAUCACCAUACCAUAUGUGCCAGCUAUUCAGUAACCACUAAUCACCUUUUGAUAUACCUUGUGUUUCACCAUAUUUUAUUUAUUUAUCACUGCACUUUUACACUGAAGUCUUAAUAAAUUAAAUUGUUUGUUAUUAUGAA
Messenger RNA from Bombina bombina (fire-bellied toad), 3053 nucleotides. It is a transcript of the gene VASH1, whose product is annotated as vasohibin 1. Gene Ontology annotation, cellular component: cytoplasm. Gene Ontology annotation, biological process: regulation of angiogenesis. The transcript has 7 exons. The coding region runs from base 582 to 1550 and encodes 322 amino acids. The record is from RefSeq and is a predicted model, not a curated record. Lineage: Eukaryota; Metazoa; Chordata; Amphibia; Anura; Bombinatoridae.